AUGACUACAAAAAUUGCAACUGUAGCCAAUUUGGCAUUUCAUGCAUUUCAACAGCAUUCAGUACGUGUUGCUAUUGGUGCAGCUUCGUCUACACCCCUUAACAAUGGAAUAAAUGAUUCUUAUCCUUCUUGUGUAAAUGGUAAUUCUACAGCUCAUCACCAUCAUCAUCAUCAACAUCAACAGAAUCAUACUUUGGAUAAAUCCAGUCCCCCGACAACAACAACAACACCAACAACAGGAGUGAAGCAGAAAAAAUUACCAGAAUCGCUGGAUCGUUUAUUAUCCUGUGUACGUUCUCUUACUCCAAGUGAUGUUGGCUUCAAUGUUCGAUGGAUUUCAGAUUCAAAUAUCUCGACUGCACCAGUCGCCUAUGUACACAUUAUGGAGAAUGAAGUCUUCUCUAUGGGAAUAUUUAUUCUACGACCUGGUUCACGUAUCCCCUUGCAUGAUCAUCCCGGGAUGUUUGGUAUAUUAAAAGUUUUAAUUGGAUCCGUUCGAUGUCGAAGUUUUACACGAUUAAAAAAUGUUAAAUCAAAUGAUUUAAAAGAUUAUAUACCAUCUUUAUCAGUAUUUAAUGAUUCAAAAUGGCAGUUGACUGAUUUAAUUAUUGCUAAACCACAUCAAGAUACUGUUCUCUCACCGGAUCAUUCACCUUGUCUUCUGUCGCCUGUAGAAGGUAAUCUGCACGAAAUAACACCAGUUGAUGGGCCUGCAGUCUUUAUUGAUAUUUUAGCCCCACCGUAUGAUCAUGAUUUGGGGACUAGAGAAUGUCGAUUCUAUAAAGAGGUGAUUAUCCCCCCAAUGAAUUCUAAUCCAAUACUAUCAUUACAUAAUAGUAAUAGUAAUAGUAAUAAUGGUCUGCAUAAUAAUGACCAAACUAAUAGUAAUAUUAAUAAUAGUAAUAGUAACAAUAAUAAUAAUCAUAUUAAUGAAGAGUCAACUUCAUCCACUGAUGGUAAUGAUCUCGAUCAAGAAAUCAGUUCAUCGUUGAACCAGUCUGAGAAAGAGUUGAACAAUUCAUCGAUUGUUUAUCUAGUUGAAACGAAUCAACCAUUAGAUUAUUGGUGUGAAUCUGCUGAGUAUAAUGGGCCAAGUGUUGUUUAG
This is a messenger RNA of Trichobilharzia regenti, 1104 nucleotides long. The record is from the annotation of a GenBank genome assembly. Lineage: Eukaryota; Metazoa; Platyhelminthes; Trematoda; Strigeidida; Schistosomatidae.